UUCGCAAGGGGAGUGUGUGAUCUUUGCUCGUUCUCCCGGGGCUGAGGAGUUUUUACCACGUGUGGUCAACCUUUCUCAGAGACGUGACGAGGCGACAAUAUUGGAAGGGGAAAAAAAUAUUGCAUUUACUACAAGGAUGGCUGGGACGCGGAAGUUGCAGUUAACCUUAAGAUUGACUGUGGUCGCGGUCAUGGUGUUGGUGACGUCAGUGGAGGCCGAGGAGCAAGUGGAGGCGGAGCAGAUGUCGCCCUCGGACACUCUUCCUCGAGAUCCUCACUUCUUCGAGGAACAGACGACGGCGGAGGAGGUAGGCCGCCCUCGCCACGAUGGGGUCCCUCAUCCUCAUCCCGUUGAACAGGAUCGCCUCCGUCCAAGCGAAAAGGCCGACGAAGUGUACCCGAAGAAGUUCAGAAACGACAGCGAAGCCUCCCGGGGCUCGAUCCCCACGCCCCAGGAGGUGCCGAUGCCGCUCCCCGCCCACGACCCCCCUCACUGGGCGGCGGAGGGGAACGCGACCUGGGUGGAGGACGACCUCCCUCGCGCGACACUCGAUUCCAACGGCACUGCAGGGCCUGUGCACGUCUCCGAGGAGCCUCAUCCGCUCCCUGGUAAGGACGAAGGGAGCCUCCACAGCCCGGCGGAGGAAGAAGCGCGCCAUCACGACAGGGAGGAGGAGGUGCACCGCCACCAGCACGUGACGGACGACGUCUCCACGCUGGUCCAGCCGACCGCCGCCGAUGUCGAAGGAAUUCAAGAACCCGUGGUGAUGCCCGUCACGGAGGGCAAGAAUAAGAGCAAAUUCGACCCCGUCGCCGUUUACGGGCUGCCCAAGGAACUGAUGCCCAUCCACCCUGGCGGCGGCUCAAGGUUCGACGACCUUGAGAAGGAAAAACUGGAGAGAGCAAAGAUGGCGCAGACCAAGGUCGAUGACGACGACAUAGAAAACGGGAACUCGUACGACGCGGAGGGACUAUACAGUUCUGCCCCAAGACUCCAGAUUAGCUUCACGAUCUUUUCCUCUUUAUUGUCUGUUAGGAUUUUAAUCUAGGAAUGGCUUCCGUCAAAUCGUAUAGAUUUCAGUCAUUUAACAUGUGAGAAAAAGAAGGAAAAAAUCGUAAAUCCAGUGUAAAAUGGGCAUCACUAUCACGCAGCAUCAUUGAAAUAAAAGACAUGAUCUCACUUGCUUUAAUGUCAUGAAAUCGUAUUUGAACAAUCAAGUAAAAUGUUCAUACUAAUCUUUUGUAAUAUAUGUUCCUUAUAGCUCUAUAUGUACUUGUACAAUAAAUGUAGUGUUCUGUUUUGGGAAUAUAAACUUGUGAUAAAU
Penaeus indicus is the source of this 1324-nucleotide messenger RNA. RefSeq lists its product as uncharacterized. The record is from RefSeq and is a predicted model, not a curated record. The transcript is spliced from 4 exons. Lineage: Eukaryota; Metazoa; Arthropoda; Malacostraca; Decapoda; Penaeidae. Bases 137 to 1048 code for a protein of 303 amino acids.